GUAGAACCUCACCAACCUUUGACAAAACGUCAAAAAAUUACCAAGCAUCAAGUGGAAGAACUUGAAGACGAUGAAGAUGAAGCAGAUGUUUCUUACCAAAAAAUAAAGCUGAAAGGGUUUAAUGCGUCCCGGAGGAAAGUAACGAAAACUUAUGAAAAAAUGAUUAAUGCAGUGUCUAGGAGUGUGCAAGGAAGAUUUGAAGAGUUCCGAGAAAGUGUGGUGUUUAAAAAUCUGCCAGUCAUAUUGGACUUUGCAAUGUGGCCCAAGGAGGACGAAGCACUUAAGCGGUAUGGCGACAAGGCAAUUUUAGAACUGAAAGAGUUUUACCAGGCUUUACUUGUUCAGAAUGGAUGCAACAUUGACAAAGUCGUCUCAGAAUGGAAUCGUUUGAAGUGCCACGUCAAAAGCUACAUAGUUGGAGCAGAAAAAAAGGAAAAAUAUGUAAAUGUAUGGCAAAGCAUCUGGGAAAAUGUUAUAAUGCAAAAAGAGUGCAAAAAUGUACUGCAUAUAAUUGAAUUGUUGCUCAUAACACCAUUCACGAAUGCCAAGGUGGAGCGUUUAUUUAGCCGAAUGAACAGAAUUAAGACAACUCUGCGAAAUCGUUUGAGUACACAACGACUCGACGCUCAGCUAAGAAUUGGUGAAGAAGGAUGCCCGCUAGCUGAAUUCGAUGCGGAGGAAGCUCUCCAAUAUUGGCUAUAGCAAAAGAUUAGACGCCCAAAUGGUGCAAAACCACGAAAGUAUCCAGCAGAAAGGCAAUCAAAGUCAGCGUCAUCUACAAACGUUGUUGAUAUUGCAUUAGCUACGCUUUCCGAUUUGGAAGAGAACGAAUGCGAGGAUUUUAGUUUAUAGUUUUUAAAAUUAAUAAAAAAUAUUGGCGCAAUCAUGUGCAUUGUAAAA
This is a messenger RNA of Xenia sp. Carnegie-2017, 900 nucleotides long. RefSeq names its product zinc finger protein 862-like. The transcript is spliced from 3 exons. NCBI's taxonomy places the organism in Eukaryota, Metazoa, Cnidaria, Anthozoa, Malacalcyonacea, Xeniidae. The record is from RefSeq and is a predicted model, not a curated record. The coding region runs from base 160 to 702 and encodes 180 amino acids.